CUCCUCACUACUGCAGUUCGUUAACACACUGAAUCAAGCGGAGCGCUGUAACCGCGACAUACGGCGUGAUGACGGAGCGCAGAGCAGCCGGGCGGUGAAACACCGACCAAACGCCGGAGUGUGAUGAAGCGCGAGGCUGUUUAACAAGCCGUGACAUGUCAGGAGCGCAUUUUCAUCUCCGGAAGCCGAGAGCGUUUCUCCCUGUGCUCGGGUGCUGAUGAUGGUAGCGCAACCUGCGUGAUUUCCUGCUGGAACUUCCCAAUUUUGCUUCCUUUUAGCUGAGAUUCAGCCCAACCGACAGAAUGAUUGAGGAGGCCAGCAAGAGCAGCAAGGUCACAGUGGAGAAGAGACAGCUCUUCAUGGAAAUGAGAGCCCAGAACUUUGAUGUUAUCCGUCUCUCAACAUAUAGGACAGCAUGCAAGCUACGAUUUGUUCAGAAAAGAUGCAAUCUUCACCUGGUAGAUGUGUGGAACAUGAUCGAGGCGUUUCGUGACAAUGGGCUCAGUACUCUGGACCACAACGCAGAGAUCAACGUGUCACGGUUGGAGACCAUCCUCUCUUCCAUCUUUUACCAGCUGAACAAGCGCCUGCCUACCACCCACCAGAUCAAUGUGGAGCAGUCCAUUGGCCUGCUGCUCAACUUCAUGGUGGCCACCUACGACAGCGAAGGCCACGGGAAGCUCACAGUUUUUGCCAUGAAGUCAAUGCUGGCAACCAUGUGUGGAGGGAAAAUUGUCGAUAAAUUACGUUAUAUUUUUUCUCAGAUAUCAGACUCCAGUGGGAUGAUGGUGUUUGCUAAGUUUGACCAGUUUCUCCGUGAGGUCCUGAAGCUGCCUACGGCUGUGUUUGAGGGUCCUUCGUUUGGUUACACAGAGCACUCAGUGAGAACAUGUUUCCCUCAGCAGAAGAAGAUAUUGUUGAACACCUUCCUGGACAUCAUGAUGGCUGAUCCUCCCCCGCAGUGCCUCGUUUGGCUACCUCUCAUGCACCGACUGGCCAAUGUAGAGAACGUCUUCCAUCCGGUGGAAUGCUCCUACUGCCGGAGCGAGAGCAUGAUGGGUUUUCGCUACAGAUGUCAGCAGUGCCACGGCUACCAGCUUUGCCAGAACUGCUUCUGGCGUGGCCAUGCCAACGGUCCCCAUAGCAACCAGCACCAGAUGAAGGAGCACUCCUCAUGGAAAUCCCCAGCCAAGAAGCUGAGCCACGCCAUCAGUAAGUCUCUGGGUUGUGUGCCAAUAGGAGAACCCCCACAUCCCGUGUACCCCGAGGCAGCCGAGAGACCACAGGACCUGGCACACCCUCCCACCACUCUGGAGAGUCCCAGCAGGCUGGAUGAGGAGCACCGUCUUAUUGCUCGCUACGCUGCUCGUCUGGCAGCUGAAGCCAGCAAUUCUACACAAUGCCCUCCAACCGACCUGAGCUUCAACUUUGAUGCCAACAAGCAACAGAGGCAACUCAUCGCUGAGCUAGAGAACAAAAAUAGGGAAAUCCUUCAGGAAAUCCAGAGACUGCGUCUGGAACAUGAGCAGGCCUCUCAGCCCACACCAGAGAAAGCUCAACAGAAUCCCACUCUCCUUGCUGAAUUACGAUUGCUCCGGCACAGAAAAGACGAGCUGGAAAAGCGCAUGUCAGCUCUGCAGGAGAGCAGGCGAGAGUUGAUGGUCCAGUUGGAAGGUCUCAUGAGACUGCUAAAGGAUGAAGAGCAGAAGGGCGCUCAAACAGGGGGCUCACCCCACUCCUCACCCAGCCACAGUGCCAGUUGCACCAUGCCCAUGCCCAUCCGCUCCACCUCCGCUGGCUCCACACCUACUCACACACCACAGGACUGCCUGGCCGGUGUCAGUGAUGAUGUACUGGAUGCCUUCUCUCAGGGUGUACCUAGAAAUCUCCGUAAUGAUCUUUUGGUAGCUGCGGACUCCAUCACGAAUACCAUGUCAUCACUGGUUAAAGAGCUUCACUCAGUUGAUGAUGGUCUGGAAGACGAGGAGGUGAACAUGAGGAACGGAAGGGAAAAAGUUCGACCCAACAAUGCCUGUGUCUGGAAUGUUCCUAUACCGAAGAGUGGAUACAAUUCCUAACCUUAGUCUGUGUUUCGUCCAGUGUCAGCACAGAGGCAUUAUGGGAACAGGCACUCCACCCCCUCAUUCUAAAUGUCUGGACGUGACUGGCAAGAACCAGCGACAGCAAAACCCUUCCUGGCAUUAGCACCUAAAGUAAUGCAUGCUCUUCCCAGCCAGGUUUCACUAUGUGAAAUGAACUUCAUCACAUUUUGCAGAGAGCAAGCUGUAUCUACUAAGGAGAAUCUAAAUAUAUAUAGCGCUAUAUGUCUAUCUGUAUAAACCUGUUGUAAUUAUGUAACAUUAUCAUUCAUGUCUGCAAAGGAAUGGCUUGUUCGUGCUUUGUCACUUCAAAAACUUUACUGAUUUCGGUCUCCAAAACGGUCACACUGUGCAUAGUCGGUGUUAACACUGGGAACAACUCGCUGAUCUCAGCUGCAGCUCUUUCCUAUAGGUGUCCUCCUCAGAUAAACAUUUUGUAGAAUUAGUGAUAAUGAUUUUGUUUGUGUUGUUUGAGUUUUGCAUGAAAUUUAUAAUGGGAGGACCCUCGUCUUUGACUAGCAUGUGGCAUUUAUUUUGACUAAAGUGUAGGAGUCCAUCCUCUCACCUACUCUGAUCAUGUUCAUUAAAACUGCUGCUAGUCCACUCAGCCCAUGAUAGAGCACUAGGUCAGAGCUGUCUUAAAAGUCAGGUUUUUGUCAGGGAAUCUCUGUGAGAAUGCGACUUUUAACCACUUGUUACUGUAUGUUGAUAUUCAGUUCCAGUCAGAAGUUUGGCUACACCUUCUAAUUCAGUGGUUUUUCUUUAUCUUUAUGAAUUAAAAGACACUUCAUGUCUUAAAGUAAUGAUGGAUGUCGUUUCUCUUUACUUAGCUGAGCGGUUCUUGACAUAAUAUGGAUUACUACAUUUGUGGAAUCGGGCUAUUUACUGUAUUUAUUAUUUACUGUUUGAUCUCAAAUGCAUUAAGAAGGCAAGAAAUUGCACCAAUUAACUUUUGACGAGGCACCUGUUAACUGAAAAGCAUUCCAGGCGACGACCUCAUGAAGCUGGUUAAGAUAAUGCCAGUAGUGUGCAAAGCGUCAUCAAGGUAAACAGUGGCUACGCUGAAGAAUCUAAAAUAUGAAACGUAAUUGAAAAAAAACUUUUUUGUUUACCACAUAAUUCCAUAUAUGUUCCCUAUGUCAUGUCAUAGGGCGGCACGGUGGUGUAGUGGUUAGCGCUGUUGCCUCACAGCAAGAAGGUCCUGGGUUCGAGUCCCGUGGCCGGCGAGGGCUUUUGUGUGCGGAGUUUGCAUGUUCUCCCCGUGUCCGCGUGGGUCUCUUCCGGGUGCUCCGGUUUCCCCCACAGUCGAAAGACAUGCAGGUUAGGUUAACUGGUGACUCUAAAUUGACCGUAGGUGUGAAUGGUUGUCUGUGUCUAUGGCCAAGUUUACAUUAGACCGUAUCUGUCUCGUUUUCUUCGCGGAUGCACUGUCCGUUUACAUUAAAACACCUGGAAACGCCGGGAAACGGGAAUCCGCCAGGGUCCACGUAUUCAAUCCAGAUCGUGUCAGCUCCGGUGCUGUGUAAACAUUGAGAAUACGCGGAUACGCUGUGCUGAGCUCUAGCUGGCGUCGUCAUUGGACAACGUCACUGUGACAUCCACCUUCCUGAUUCGCUGGCGUUGGUCAUGUGACGCGACUGCUGAAAAACGGCGCGGACUUCCGCCUUGUAUCACCUUUCAUUAAAGAGUAUAAAAGUAUGAAAAUACUGCAAAUACUGAUGCAAAUACUGCCCAUUGUGUAGUUAUGAUUGUCUUUAGGCUUGCCAUCCUUCCACUUGCAAGUAGUAAGUGAUAUGCGCUGGGAUCACACACACAGCGGCUCAGUCCCGAAUCACAGCUUGUGCACUCCACUCGCGCGCUCUGUGAGCUGCGCAAGGCCGGAGUGCGCACCCUCCAGAGGGCACUCGCUGUUCAGGGCGGAGUGAUUUGGAGCGCAGGAUGCCUGCGGAGCUGAGCGUAUCCGUGUAUUGGUGUUGUUGUGUGCACGCAAAUCGUGUAUUGGCGUUGCUGUGUGCACACUAAUCGUUUUAAAAACGUUAAUCUGAUGAUCCGUUGAUACGGUCUAAUGUAAACAUGGGCUAUGUGUCAGCCCUGUGAUGACCUGGCGACUUGUCCAGGGUGUACCCCGCCUUUCGCCCGUAGUCAGCUGGGAUAGGCUCCAGCUUGCCUGCGACCCUGUAGAACAGGAUAAAGCGGCUACAGAUAAUGAGAUGAGAUGUUAUGUCAUAGUUUUGAUGUAUUCAGUAUCGUUCUACAAUGUAGAAAACAGUCAAAAUACAGAAACGCCUCUGAAUGAAUCGGUGUGUCCAAACUUUUGGCUGGUACUGUAUGUUUUAUUUCCAUCUUUAUAUUGUACAUCCCUCAAAAGCCUUCCAGUUGCUUCUCAGUCAUAAAAAGUCAAAUGUUGGUGCAUUAAAAAUGCAGUCCGUUUAAAAGAACAUAAAAAGAGUUGAAGGGGGGAAAUGUAGUUAUAUAUGUAUACCAGUUUAGGAUGCAUUCUGUUCGAGUACAGAUGUUUUUCUGUUACAGCCACUUCAAAAGCUUUGUGGUCAAUAGUCAUGCUCUAAAGUGAAACUGGUGCUCAGGGACUAGGGAUAGUGGCGAAGAUUGUGAACAAAUGCAUGGCAUUGACUUCAGCCCAAUAAGGUUUGCAGAUCAAAGAUUAGCACAAACCAUAAAACCUUUAUAGAUUGGCCUGGUUGGCCGAUGGUCUUCAACAGAGCUAUUGCAGGAAGUUCCUGCUGGACUUUGUAGAGAGAAGAUGGAAUGUACAGUGGUGAGAUGAAGGAAAUAUUUGAGGAAGGCGC
Messenger RNA from Neoarius graeffei (lesser salmon catfish), 4906 nucleotides. RefSeq names its product dystrobrevin, beta b (gene dtnbb). Gene Ontology annotation, molecular function: zinc ion binding. The transcript has 19 exons. Gene Ontology annotation, biological process: synaptic signaling. Bases 303 to 2078 code for a protein of 591 amino acids. Lineage: Eukaryota; Metazoa; Chordata; Actinopteri; Siluriformes; Ariidae. Gene Ontology annotation, cellular component: plasma membrane; synapse. The record is from RefSeq and is a predicted model, not a curated record.